This is a messenger RNA of Mastomys coucha (southern multimammate mouse), 330 nucleotides long. RefSeq names its product prostatic steroid-binding protein C2-like. The coding region runs from base 1 to 330 and encodes 109 amino acids. Lineage: Eukaryota; Metazoa; Chordata; Mammalia; Rodentia; Muridae. The record is from RefSeq and is a predicted model, not a curated record. The transcript has 3 exons.
AUGAGGCUGAGCCUGUGUCUUCUACUGAUCAUUCUGGUGGUUUGUUGCUAUGAAGCUAACGCUGGGCAGGUCUGUCCAGCUGUUGCGAAUGAAACCCUAAGCUUCCUACUAAGCAGUGAGAAAGAGCUGGAGGAAGAACUUGAGGACUACGAUGCAUCUCCAGAGGCUGUUGAAGCAAUGCUGACAGUGAAGAGAUGUAUAGAGAAGAUAAUAUAUGGAGAAAGAUUUGCAAUGGGAAUAACACUGGUAAAAGUUUUAUUGAUGUGUGAUCUUCAAACAUGGUUGCAAGUGGAAUUUCCUGGUAACGCUUGGGAUUUAACACUAAACUGA